AUGACAUUUUCUUUCUUCCUUUCUUUUCUUCUUUUCUUCCAUGACAUUUGUUUCUUUCUUUCUUUCUUCUUUUCAUUUUUCUUUUUUUUUCUUCCUUCUCGCAUGACUUUUUUUCUUUCUUUCCUUUUCCUUUUUCUUUUUUUCUUUUCUUUAUUUCUUUCUUUCUUAACGCAUGACAUUUUCUGCUUGCUUUCUUCCUUUCUUCUCACACUACGCUUGCUUUCCUUCUUUCUUUCUUUCCUUUUUUUCUUUUUCCACGACACGUCUGCCCUCAUUCUUUCUUUCUUCUCUGCUUCUAUCAUUUCACCUUUUUAUUCCCCUUCCAUCUUUAUUUCUUUCUUAGUUCUUCCUUUCUUUCUACUUAUCUAUUAUAAUUUUCGCCUUUUUUUUUAUUUUCCCUUACAUCUUCAUUUCUGUCUUAUCUUCCUCUCUUACUUUUUUCUUUUUUAUCCUCCAGAAUUUUUUCUUUCUUUCUUUAUUUCCUUCAAAUUUUCUUUCUUUAUUUUUUGCUUGUUUCUAUCGUUUCAAAUAUUUUUGAUUUCCCCCACCUCUCUGUAUCCGGCUUUAUUUUGUUUACGCUUUCUUUCUUUCUUUCUGUCUUUCUGUCUUUCUGUCUUUCUGUCUUUCUGUCUUUCAUUCUUUCUUUCUUUCUUUUUUGUUUGCAUUUAUAUUUCCCACCUUUUCAUUUUCCCCUUUCAACUUCAUUCCUGUCUUAUUACAUACGUUACUCUUCUUUUUUUUUAUUCUCCUAAAGUUUUCUUUCAAUCUUUUUUCUUUCAACCUUUUUUCUUAACUUCUUUGUCUUUGUUCUUUCCCCAUUUUUUUAUUCGUUUUUUUUUUAUUAUUUGCAAGUAUUCCUCUUUCUUUUUUCGUUCUUUGAUAUCUCUGUCAGAUUUUUUUUUAUCAAAUCGUCUGCCUACUUUCAUAUUCACUUUCCUCCAUUUUCAUCGACUGCAUCUUUUUUUUAUGAUUUUUCCCACACCUCAAUUUCUUUCAUUGUUUUUCUCAAACUUUCAUCUUUCUAUGUCUCUUUUGAUUUCAUCAGCCAUUUUUUUUAUCGUCUUCCUCCCCAAACAAGAUUUCUGUUCGUUUCUUUUGAUCAUAUUUCCUUUCCGAUUCUACGCAUGCGUGUCAUGCUAUUUUUCCCGGAAGAAACCCGUUUUCUUCGAUGAUCUUCGCCAAUGCUUUCGCAAAAUCGGCUGCUGCUUGUUCGUCAGCUGA
Acanthosepion pharaonis is the source of this 1221-nucleotide messenger RNA. The record is from the annotation of a GenBank genome assembly. NCBI's taxonomy places the organism in Eukaryota, Metazoa, Mollusca, Cephalopoda, Sepiida, Sepiidae.